Mercurialis annua (annual mercury) is the source of this 1539-nucleotide messenger RNA. RefSeq names its product aspartic proteinase PCS1. Gene Ontology annotation, molecular function: aspartic-type endopeptidase activity. Lineage: Eukaryota; Viridiplantae; Streptophyta; Magnoliopsida; Malpighiales; Euphorbiaceae. The transcript has a single exon. The coding region runs from base 52 to 1389 and encodes 445 amino acids. The record is from RefSeq and is a predicted model, not a curated record. Gene Ontology annotation, biological process: proteolysis.
ACCAUACUAUAUAAACAAACCUAAAUACUUCAAACAUUAAACAAAUCAAACAUGGCUACUCUUAAUUUUCUUGCUCUCAAAACCAUACUCUUUCUAAUUUUCUUGCAAUCCAAACACUCUUAUUCUUCAAAACAAUCUUCACUUAUUAUACUACCUCUAAAAACCCAAGAACACUCUCAUAUCACUUCAAGAAAGUAUCUUACCACCACCACCACCGCCGGAACCUCCUCUGCCGCCGCCAACAAGCUGUUCUUCCACCACAAUGUUUCUUUAACGGUCACACUUACAGUCGGGUCACCACCGCAGAAUAUUACAAUGGUUCUUGACACAGGAAGUGAACUUUCUUGGCUUCAUUGCAAGAAAACUCCAUUGUUGAACUCGGUUUUUAACCCGUUUUCUUCAAGAACUUACUCUAAAGUACCGUGUUUAUCUCCGACUUGCCGGACCCGAACCCGUGAUUUCACUACGCCCGUUUCGUGUGACUCCGGUAAGCUUUGCCAUGUCAUUGUCUCUUAUGCUGACGCGACCUCAGUUGAAGGAAAUCUUGCUUUCGAAACGUUUCGAAUCGGGUCUUUGACUAAACCCGCUACCCUGUUCGGGUGCAUGGACUCCGGGUUUAGUUCGAAUUCGGAGGAAGAUGGGAAAACAACCGGGUUAAUGGGUAUGAACCGUGGGUCACUAUCAUUUGUUAAUCAAAUGGGUUACCCGAAAUUUUCGUAUUGCAUAUCGGGAUUAGAUUCCGCUGGUGUUUUACUUCUCGGCGACGCUUCUUUGCCGUGGCUUAAACCAUUAAGUUACACUCCGUUAAUCCAAAUAUCGUUACCAUUACCGUAUUUCGAUAGAGUAGCUUACACAGUCCAAUUAGAAGGGAUUAAAGUCAAGAACAAAAUUUUAUCUCUACCCAAAUCGGUUUUUGUACCGGAUCAUACCGGGGCGGGUCAAACGAUGGUGGACUCGGGUACCCAGUUCACAUUCCUACUAGGUCCGGUUUACACCGCUUUAAAAAAAGAAUUUUUAUUACAAACUAGAGGAAUUUAUAGAGUUUUGAAUGAUGUUAAUUUUGUAUUUCAAGGAGCAAUGGAUUUAUGUUAUUUAAUGGAUUCACCCGACCCGAAUUUAGCAAAUUUACCGGUAGUGAGUUUGAUGUUUCAAGGAGCGGAAAUGAGUGUAUCGGGUGAACGGUUAUUAUACCGGGUACCGGGUGAAAUGAGGGGGAAAGAUUCGGUGUGGUGCUUUACAUUUGGAAACUCUGAUUUAUUGGGUAUAGAAGCGUUUGUGAUUGGUCAUCAUCAUCAACAAAAUGUUUGGAUGGAGUAUGAUCUUAAAAAUUCUAGGAUUGGCCUUGCUGAUGUUAGGUGUGAUAUUGCUAGUCAAAAGCUUGGAUUGUAAAAAAAGUUGUGUGUGAUGUGAAAGGAAAGAAAUAAAGAAAUAGUAGGGACCAAUUGUACAUUUGUACAUGAAGAUUUGUGGUCAAAUUUUUAGGCAACACUCAUACCUUAAUUUUUGUUUUAAACCAAUAAAAUAUCUUCUCUUAGUACA